AAAAAGUUAAACCAUUGAUCACAAAUUUUCAAUAUAGAACGUUUACCAGUUUUAGUAAUUUAUGGCCGUUCUAAGAAAUUCAAAAUAUAACAUAUAAAAAAAUCUAAUUUUUUAGUUUCUUUUAAUAAUAUAAAAUUCAAAAUAUUAUUAAUUUAUUUUAAUAAUAUAAAAUUAAAAAAAAAAGAUGAUUCAAAAUUGUUAUCAAGUAUGUAAUAUUCAUAAUAAUUAAUUGCCAUAAAUAUGUUAUUCAUAUUAUGUAAAAUCCGUAGCUUUUUGUUUAUGGAAAUAAAAAAUAUUAUUUUGUACAUUAUUAAUAAAUUUGAUAAUUAGUUUAAUAAAAAGUAUAAUAUAUAUUUAUAUGUACCAACUUAUUUUUUUAAAGAUUCUAAGAAUCAUCUUUAUGAUGACACGUGGCUACGAAAACAUGUUGUAAUACUCCAAUAUUAAUAUAUAGGGGAUCACGAAUUCCUUAAACAUCUUUUUUUAAAGAAUUUCUCAACAUCUUUCUUUUUCUUAAACUUCUACUGGAUUUUUAAGCGUCCACAAGAUUUACAUUAACCAAUCACCAAAACUGUUACACACUACUAACUAAGUUUACUUGAUCAAUUUUGUAUACAUUUCUCCGGGACAUUACUUUCUUCUUCCAAUUUCCUAAUAGUCAAAUGCUUUUUAUAGUUUCAUAUAGAAUUCACCACGUUUUCACUGUCACUCUAUCGGUAAGCGAUAAAAUAAAGUGCAGAAAUUAAAGACACAUUAAAAUUGUUAACUGGGUUUGUUUUUUUACAUCAUCGUGAUCUUGUCCAGAUUUCAUUGAUCACUAGAACAAAAACGCAAAUUAAAUUACACCAAUCUACUUACGCAUACAUUAGGCACAACCCUCGUGAAGUAUCCCUCUUUUCUAAAUAGACAUCUAUGAUGAUAGAGAUCAAGCACACAUGUAUAAAUCAUCAUCUAUUUUCACCAGAGCUUACUGUCUUCAAACAGUUGUAAUCUUCACAUACCACUACAAUAAAACUGCUUGUGCUGGACUCUUGAGUCACUUUAAUCUUCCAUUUCUCAUAAGUACUUCACUAAGUAUGUUGGCACCCAAUGCACACCAUUGACACCAAAGAGUACGUAAUCCAGACUUCAAUUACUUUGACGAAUGAUUUAAAAUUUUUAUAUUUAAAUAAUAUUUAGUUUUUGAUGUUUUCUGUUUUUUUUUUCUGAAAUAUUUUAACUUUUUAUUAAUAAAAUACUCAAUAUUAUUUUCUAAUUUAGAUCUCAAAUGCACUCAAAUAACAUCUGCCGCUUCUCAUGUGAAUUUUUAUUCUAAAAAGAAAUGAAGUAAUAAAAGAUUAAUAUAAAAUAAAAAUUAAAAAGCAAUAAAUAUCAGAUGACCACGAAGAAGUUAAAAGCAAAAUUAUUAUAAGUUUUCCUUAAAACAAAACUGGAAAUAUUUUCUCAAUCAAUUAUUUUUUGUAUUUUAAAACUUUCAAAUCCAUCAAAAAUGGCAUCAUCAUCUUCUUCUUCAAGAAAGGUAUAGUAUACCACAUGUAAUUUAAAAAUUGUCAGAUGAUAAAUAUUAAAAUAUAUGUUUUAUCAUGUGAAACAAAUCCUCGUUGGUUUGAUAUUAUUUUUAUUUUCUAUGUUUGAAUAAAUUUUUAAUAUUUUCCCUCAUAAAUAUAGAAUAUGACAUUGCUAUGAAAAAAUUUAAAAUGAACAUGGUUAUUAUUUUUUACUCAAACCAGAAGAAACGGAUCAAGAUAAAAGAGUCAUGAGGCCUUAAUGUUCAGAUAAAGACCUUGGAUGACAGUUUCUUCAUGAUAUGAUCAAUUUUCAUCCAACACAGUGCAACAACAUGUUAAGGAUGUUGCUGGAGGUAUUUACUAAAUUAUGUAGUGAUAUGUAAUAAUGUACAUUUUGUGUGAUACAUAUAAUAUGUCUGCAAAAAAAGUGUGGCUUAUUUUUACAUAUGUGGACAUAAUAUAACACAACGGAUCACUAUGCAUACAUUUGCUCAUUGAGUAGAAAUAAUUUCUAGAAAUUUUCAUGAGGUACUUGUUACACUUGUACCAAUGGCCAUUGAUAUGUUUGCCACAGAUCUGACAUCUCUUAUGAAAGUUCAUCCUAAAUUGGAAUCAAAUAAGUAUUACUGACCAUAUUUCAAAAUAUUUAUUGUUGUAAUCGGUGGAACUCGUAUUUCUGUUAUGAUGUUUAGAAGAGAUCAACGAAUAUAUUGGGAAUAUGUACGGGGAUAUACGUAUAUGUACAUAUAUUAUUUACAUAUGUUUAUGUUGUAAUUCCAAGUUCUGUUCAUGAUGCCAAAGUUCUUCUACUUCUAUUGCAGAUAAUAGUAAUUGUUUCAUCCACCUGAUGGUAAAUAUUAUUUAGGUGAUUCGUGAUAUGUAUUACGUCAUGGAUUUCUUUUUAUAUAGAGGCUCCCAAUGGUAACAGCGGAUUGAGCGGUGCGGGACAAGCGGUUUGACUGCGGUGCGGUUCUAACAGUUAUAAAAACGUAUAGAUAUAUGGUAUAUGUAGAGAUUUUUGUUACUAUUGACUGCGGUGCGGAACGAGAUGAAUGUUACCAUUCGGAGCCAGAAUACAGAGAUAUCACUAAAAUCGGCUCCAAAAUCAAGAAGGAUAAAAAAACUAUAGAGAAGAGAAGUGUUUAAUUGUUGCCAUUCAUUAUUUCAAUCAAUGAUUGAAAAACUUUUGGAAUCUAGAAAAAGUUGGCUUACUAUGAAAGACGAAGCUAUGUAUAAUAUAUCUACAAUGCGUCAAAUUGUGGUGACAAUCAUGGUUCUCCGUAAUUUUAUUUGCAAGUCAAAUUUAAUGGAUACUGACUUUUCUUUUGACAUCAAACAUCUACAGAUUCAUAUUGACUCUGUAAAUCAAACCAGUAACUACACAUCUAUGUGAACGACGAAAGACAGUUUUUUUCUAGCACUGCGUGCUAAGCUAUCCGCCUUUUGAUUCGCCGUCCGAGAUACAUGAAUGAUCUCUGAGUUUAAGAAGCUUUUUUUCAAAAGCUUAAUGUCUUCGAGGUAACUAUCAAACGCUGGUUAUUCUUCUGGUUCUGAAACCAUUUUUACCAAUUGAGAACAAUCCGUCGCAAGGGUGAUAUGAAAUUGCCUUAAAUUUCUCAUACAUUCCAUUGCCCAGAUUAGCGCUUUCACUUCUGAAUGAAGAGGUGAAAGGCUUGUCCUUACAUUCUUUGCCCCUAACAAUCCAUCAAAAAUUCGCUAAAGUAUUGUACUAACCUUGUUCUGAAAAUUGUUCUUUAUCUUUUCAGAAACCAUCUAUGAAACACUAUCUUCUUGAAAUUGAUGGUACUGUCAUGUUCUGCACUUGAUGUGCAAACCUCUGGCCACUUACUACUUGUGCCUCCGCCCAAAAUGUGGAUUCUAAUUCCGCUAAUUUAAGCGUAUCUCUUGGAUCAAUAUCCAGAUUACUAAAUAUUUUGUUGUUCAGAUUUUUCCAAAUGUACCAUAGUAAAUGGAUACUGACUUUCAAUUAGCAAAUGAUGAAAAACUUCCAAAUACGAUGGAAUAAUAUUUUAGUUCAAGACAAUACAUGAAAGGUUUUCGAGAUGAAGUUGCAAACAACAUAUAGGCUAGGACUUGUUAGAUUUUUAAUAUUUUCUUGUUUUAUUUAAUAAAUAUAGUAUUAUUUAAAAUUGAAUAACCAAUAAAAUUGUUGGUUACACUUUUCAUUAUUCUUUUUGAAAAUAAAAUAAAAAUAAUUUACUGAUAACUUUUGACUGACUUUUUGUUUUAAAUUACCCAAUCUAAUUUAUGUAUUUGCAUAAGUAAAAAGGUAAAAAUAAUUUUGUCAACUAGUAAAAAGGUAGAUUGAAAAAAAUUUAGCACGUUUUGGAAAUGAUUCAUAAAUAUAAAAAUAUAUUUUUAUAAUAGCCACAACUUAUAAAGCUUUUGAUAACAUCAAGCUUUUAAAAAUAUUUAAGUAACAUCUACAACUUUUAAAUUCAAAAACUCCACAACUAUAAUUCUAAAUCUAAGGCAUAAAUUGAUAGCAUUAACUAUCUGAAUCUAAAACGGGAUUUGUUUUGCAUGAAGAAUAAGAAUUGUUGUGAAAAUUAUUUAUUAUAAUAAUUUUAUAGAGAUAAUAUUUAAAUGAUUGACAAAAAAAGAUAAUAUUUAAAGUAUUUCAUUAUAUUAUUUAGUGUUAUUUUAAAUAUUAAAAACAUCAUUAUUAAGAUAUAUUUAUUUUAGACAUAGAUAAUAAUAAUUAUAUGCAAAAACCAGAAACUAAUGGAAACUAAUGGAAAUAAUCUAAAAUUCUACGGCGCGAAUGUGAAGAUACCUAAAAAUCAUAUCUUUAAUCUUCCCCUAUAAUACCGACGAUAAAAUAUCUUUUCUUUUCUUUUUAGUUGUGAAACAGAAAGAACCAAUCUUCCUCUGAAAUUUCCUUGAUGGAUCCCGACGUGAUGGAGAUCGAUCCUCCUCCUUUAGCUUCAGCUUCAGCUUCUAGAACUCGUAAACCUAGAAAGGUUAAUCUUGAAGUGAUCGAUGUGGAGCAAUAUCAUGUAGAUAAGAUGAACAAAGGGAAGGCUAUACAAGAUGGGAACAACCCAUCUAGUCAUGUGUCUAAUGGAGUCAUGCCUAUAGAUGUUGAUAGCUACACAGUCGUUCUAAAUGAUAUCCCAACCGGUGUAAAAGUGGUGAUGUCUACUACUCAGCCCUGUGGGUUUCAGAAUUAUAGCAGCAAAGGAACUUCUAAAUCAAGUAGAAACAGUUCAAACCCGUUUCUGGCAACUCCAUCUUCUGUUCCUCAGUCAUUGGAUUUUGCCUCCCUGUCAGCCUCCUUUGCUCAGAACAAUCAAACGGUUUCCUCCUCUGCGGUUCAACCUGUUGAUUCUGAUGCUUCUGCUAGCUCUUCUUCCGCUGAGCCUGUUCCUUCAUCUCAGGCUAAUUUUCUGAGGGACUUUAAAAGGUUUGACACUGUUGAGGAUUUCUCAGAUCAUCACUAUCUUUCCAAGGGGAAAGCUUCAAAACAGCACUCAAAGACUUGGUUGAAAAAGGUUCAAGCAGACUGGAAGAUUCUUGAGAAUGAUUUGCCAGAGACAAUAUUUGUCAGAGCCUGUGAGUCAAGAAUGGAUCUACUAAGAGCUGUAAUCAUUGGUGCUGAGGGAACUCCUUACCAUGACGGUCUUUUCUUUUUCGAUAUUCAGUUCCCAGAUUCCUAUCCUUCAGCGCCACCGAAAGUUCAUUACCAUUCCGGUGGGCUUAGAAUCAACCCCAACCUAUACAACUGUGGUAAAGUAUGCUUGAGUCUUCUCGGUACAUGGACCGGCAACAAGAGGGAGAAAUGGCUCCCACAGGAGUCCACAAUGUUGCAGCUUCUCGUCUCAAUCCAAGCACUCAUCUUGAAUCAAAAACCGUACUUCAACGAACCUGGCUACGAGCCCACCAAGGGGACUGUAUCAGGCGAGGCUCACUCCAAAGUUUACAGCGAGAACGUCUUCAUAUUGUCCUUGAAAACAAUGGUUUACAGCAUGAGGAAACCACCCAAGCACUUUGAAGAGUUUGUUCAUAGCCAUUACUUUGUGAGGGCACUUGACAUAGUGAAAGCGUGUAAUGCUUAUAAAGAUGGAGCUCCUGUUGGUUCCAUUUUGAAAGGUGGUGUCCAAGGUAUUGAGGAAACUAGCCAGAGUGGCUCUAAGAAGUUUAGGACCGAUGUGGCUGCCUUUAUGAAGACAGUUGUUGGUGAGUUCGUUAAGUUAGGAAUCAAGGAGCUUGAAGAAAAACCUAAACCACCGCCUGUGGUUAAUGCUAAUACUGAGAGUAAUACAGCUAACCGUAAGAGAAGCAGAUCAUCGAGCAUCAAAGAAUUUCUCGCGAAUAUCGGACGCUGCGUUUUUCAGUAAGAGUGAGGCGUGCAACAAACAAGUAUAAAGUUUGAAGAAACACAGAGGGAUGAAAGAUUUGGUGAGUAGGAGGAAUCUAACAAGGCGCAGAAGUCUGAUCUAUUAUUAUUAGAUUUUCUUUAAUCGUUUAGUAUGUGGACAAGAAGUUUUAGUUUUUAGUGUUUAUAGUUCUGAUUUACAAAUUUAAGAGAUUUCAAAUUAGGCCUAUUUCAAAUCAAACAAACAAAAUCGAUUA
This is a messenger RNA of Brassica rapa (field mustard), 6104 nucleotides long. RefSeq names its product putative ubiquitin-conjugating enzyme E2 38. The record is from RefSeq and is a predicted model, not a curated record. NCBI's taxonomy places the organism in Eukaryota, Viridiplantae, Streptophyta, Magnoliopsida, Brassicales, Brassicaceae. Gene Ontology annotation, molecular function: ubiquitin conjugating enzyme activity.